AUGGACGUGUUCAAAAUUGAACCAGAGAGUCUGCACAGGGAGACAGUUUUGACAUCGUCGGAAUCUCCUGAUUUGAAUCCGGAAGUAUCUUUUGACGCAGGAUCAGAAUUCAAUUUGGAUUUUUUCGAUAAUCCGGAUGAGAAUUCGAACACUGGCCAAGGGUUCAGUGAUCCUGGUUCCGUAGAUUCUUUGGCACCAAGUUCUCCUCAGGGGCUGCCUAUAACAGGGGUGGUGACGAGUUCUGGUUCGGGGCAGGUUUUGAAUGCUGGAGGGAAUUCUGGGGUGAAUGGUCAACAGGGAGUCGUCGUCCAGCAGACUUGCAUUAAACAAGAACAAUUUUCAUCUGCAGAAACAGGAGGAAAUUGCGUGGGACCAACAAAAUCAUUUGUACCUUGUAAAGUUUGCGGAGAUAAGGCCUCAGGUUAUCAUUACGGUGUAACGAGUUGCGAAGGUUGUAAGGGAUUUUUUCGUAGGAGCAUUCAAAAACAAAUAGAAUAUCGUUGCUUAAGAGACGGCAAGUGUCUUGUGAUUCGAUUAAAUAGAAAUCGUUGCCAAUAUUGCCGUUUUAAAAAGUGCUUGCAAGUCGGGAUGAGCAGAGAUUCUGUUAGGUACGGACGCGUUCCUAAGCGUUCGAGAGAUGUUUGCCAACAAAUUGUCGAUGAGACGAGUAGGGGCUCCAUAGUAGUUGCACCCCCAAGUUUGACGCCCCCGAGAUCUUUGACUUCGCCUCCGAUGACCAAAAACACAGUGAUGAUACAAGAAACAGAAGUUCUGCUAAGUUGUACCUCCGAACCAUCCCCUUACGAUAUUAUAGCUUGCGUGGGUCAAGCUCACAGGACCCAUUGUAGUUACACUGAAGAAACGAUUCGGACCCUGGUCAAAGGCCUGUUGGUCAAGCCAGUACAAUUUCGGAAGAAUACUGCACCAACUAGUUCAGAAGCAAUUUUACUUCAUCAGCGUGUAUGGUUAUGGCAGCAAUUUGCAUCCAGGAUGACGCCAGCUGUGCAGAGAGUAGUGGAAUUUGCCAAAAGAGUCCCUGGGUUUUGUGAUCUCAUGCAGGACGAUCAGCUGAUACUUAUCAAACUUGGAUUUUUUGAGGUGUGGUUGUCUCACGUUUCAAGAACGACUUCAGAUUCUGCAUUGAUGUUUGAUGAUGGAACAUAUUUCACGAGGCAACAGUUAGAAAUUAUUUAUGAUAACGAGUUUGUCACGGCCCUGCUUCGUUUUACGAAUUCUCUGAAUGCCCUGGGUCUAAGUGAGACUGAACUAGGACUUUUCUCAUCGUUAGUUCUGAUCGCCCCAGACAGGGCCGGAAUUAGCGUCCACAAAUCAGUCACAAGGGUACGGGAACGUCUCACUGAAGCACUAAGAGUGCAGAUAUCCAGGACCAGACCAGGAGAACUGAGUCCUCUCUUGCCAAUUUUAGAGGCCAAAUUACCAGAAUUAAGAGUUCUUGGAUCGAGACAUAAUUCGCAUCUGGAUUGGUUUAGGGGAAACUGGACAAAUUUAAGAUUGCCACCGCUUUUUGCUGAGAUUUUUGAUAUACCGAAGUGUGAAGAUGAUAAUUGA
Molecule: messenger RNA, 1569 nt
Organism: Ctenocephalides felis (cat flea)
Lineage: Eukaryota; Metazoa; Arthropoda; Insecta; Siphonaptera; Pulicidae
Product: ecdysone-induced protein 78C-like
Exons: 9
Coding region: 1-1569 (522 amino acids)
Biological process (GO): regulation of DNA-templated transcription
Molecular function (GO): nuclear receptor activity; sequence-specific DNA binding; zinc ion binding
Source: RefSeq, a predicted model, not a curated record